Messenger RNA from Miscanthus lutarioriparius, 4860 nucleotides. The record is from the annotation of a GenBank genome assembly. Lineage: Eukaryota; Viridiplantae; Streptophyta; Magnoliopsida; Poales; Poaceae.
AUGGCGACCGUGUCUGCCUCUAAGAAGCGGCGUUCCAGAGGCGGGACCCUAACCCUAGAUGAGGCGAAGAAGCUGGGAACCGAGCUCCUUUCGUCGCGCGCCCACCUCAACCACGCCCCCGCCCUCCUCGCGCUCCUCUCCCCCACCGCGCCGUUCGACGUCGCUCUCGAGGCGCUCAUCUCGCUCCAGUCCUUCUUCGUACCACUCAUCCCAUCCAUCCCUUCCGCCUCUGCGGCAGCCACCGCGGGGGAUGCUGGCAGCGACCCCGAGCUCGUGCUUGGAGCCUGGCUGCGGCAGCGGUUCGACGAGCUCGUUGCUGCGCUGGUGGAGCUCAGCGUGUCUCCACACAGCGAUGACGCAAUCAGGGAUGUAGCGCUGGAUGCUCUCAUGGAUUUCGUGAAGCUGGGGAAGGACGGGAAGUUCCAAUCGGCAAUUUACCACAAGUUUCUCUACGCUGUCGUUCAUGCUGCUGAUCCCAUUGAUACGUUGUUAGAGUUGCUUGGAUCAAAGUACUUCAAAUACACUGAUGUUUGUUACUUUACUUACACUAGCUUAGACAAGAUUGCCAACAGUCUGGGCAGUAAAACCACUGGCUCUGGAAAAGAUGCCAUGCAAAAUGGAAAUGAUGGGUCAGAAAACAGAAGUAGUAUUUUUGUACACAACAUAUACAAUCUUUUGGCACAUGUUCCUUCGAUGGAUUUUCAAAAGGAAUCAUCAUUUGAUAUGUGGAGUACUGUUGGGCUGUCUUCUAAAGGAGAAAAGGACUCUUCCAAGGACACUUCUACUUACGUCAAGAAAAAAUUAAAAUUGAAGUUCACCAAAGCAUGGCUGUCUUUUCUCAAGUUACCACUACCACUUGAUGUGUACAAGGAGGUCCUUGCUUCAAUUCAUCAAAAUGUCAUUCCUUCAAUGUCAAACCCUUCCAUCUUAUGUGAUUUCUUGACUAGAUCAUAUGAUAUUGGUGGUGUUAUCAGUGUGAUGGCCUUAAGUGGCCUUUUCAUUCUUAUGACACAACACGGUCUGGAGUAUCCAAAAUUCUAUGAAAAGCUUUAUGCACUACUGACUCCUGCUGUUUUCAUGGCAAAACACCGGUCAGUGUUCUUGCAACUUCUUGACACAUGCCUGAAAUCUUCUUAUCUUCCUGCAUAUCUUGCUGCUGCAUUUGCAAAAAGAUUGAGUAGACUUGCUCUUUCAGUUCCUCCAGCUGGAGCUCUUAUUAUUAUUGCUUUAAUUCAUAAUCUGCUGCGGAGACAUCCCUCAGUUAAUUUCUUGGUCCAUUGGGAGGUUGAUGAGAGUGAUAGCAAUGCCACAGGAGAAGCUAGUCAAUCUAAGAAGAUUGGUGCUGAUCCUUUUAACAAUAAUGAGGCAGACCCUGCAAAGUCUGGUGCAAUGCGAAGUUCUUUGUGGGAAAUAGACACGCUCCGCCAUCAUUACUCUCCUGCAGUUUCUAGAUUUGUCGCAUCACUUGAGGAGGAUCUCACUGUCCGGGCCAAAACUACUGAGAUGAAAAUAACGGACUUCAGUUCAGGUUCCUAUGCAACAGUUUUCAGGGACGAGGUGCGUCGGCGGAUAAAACAGGUCCCCCUUGCAUUCUACAGAACCACACCAACUUCUUUAUUUCUAGGAUCAGAUUUUCCUGGAUGGACCUUUGGCGGCCAACACAAUAGCACCGUAGAAACUAUUGUAGAAGGCAAUGGAAAAAUCGAGGUGGUCGGGGCUAGCGACAGCACACCUUCCAAAAGCUUCAAUUUUGAGCUGAAAGGGUUAUGUGAGGAAACUGUUAUUUCUGUUACAACUAAUAUAAGAUGGGAGGUUUGUGGACUGGGGUUGUCAAGGUACCUAGUCCACCCAAAAGAGCACAAGCUCGAUGUGUCCUCAGCUUCCAGAGCCAACAGGGUUAUUCUCGUUCACACGGGCUACCGGCCCCUCACACCUAUCUCGUGCAGUCUGAGAGGAAGCAACUGCCAACUAAGCUGCUCCGGAGCCAACGGAGGAUGGACUCUUAAAGAAUACCCCAGCUGUCCUUUGGAGUCAGGACUAAUCAUGAAGUUCAUGCUCCAUAUUUUGAGCAUCUUCUGCUGUUUGUGGUCCUGUGCACUUGGACAAAAUAUUUCUGUGAGACCCAGUGUUGUAAACAUUGGAGCUCUUUUUCCAUUCGAUUCGACAAUUGGGAGAGUUGCCAAGGUUGCCAUCGCUGCUGCAGUCAAUGACAUCAACAAAGAUCCAAGUGUUCUUCGGGGAACAAAGCUGCUUGUUCAGAUGCAAGAUACCAACUACAGUGGUUUCAUCGGCAUUGUUCAAGCCUUGCAAUUCAUGGAGAAAGAUACAAUCGCAAUCAUCGGCCCACAAUCUUCAGUUGUUGCACACGUCAUAUCCCAUGUUGCAAAUGAACUCCAAGUACCUUUGAUGUCCUUUGCUGCAACUGAUCCGACUCUGACACCACUUCAGUAUCCUUUCUUUGUGCGUACCGUCCACAGUGAUCAAUUUCAAAUGGCUUCUGUUGCUAGCUUAAUUGAUUACUAUGGGUGGAAGAUGGUGACAGCCGUAUAUAUUGAUGACGAUUAUGGAAGAAAUGGCAUAUCCUCCUUAGAUGAUGAGCUUGCCAAGAGGAGAUUGAAGAUCUUGUAUAAAGCUGCAAUUAGGCCAGGAGCAAAAAAGAGUGAAAUGGCUGCUGUGCUGGUCAAGGCUGCGAUGAUGGAGUCCCGGGUUUUUGUACUGCAUGCACAUGAUGAUUCUGGAAUUGACGUGUUCUCACUAGCGUAUAAUCUUAGCAUGACAUCCGGUGGAUAUGUGUGGAUUGCAACAGAUUGGCUCACUGCAUACCUCGAUUCAGCUCCUCGUCUUCAAAAUGAAUUACUAAGCACAAUGCAGGGUGUUCUUACAUUGCGUCAGCACACAGAAAACACCAAUAGGAAGAAGACAUUAGUUUCACAAUGGAGUAAACUAGUGAAGGAGGAUAGUGGCAGCAGCGGCAGCUUGCUCAAUUCCUAUGGCCUUUAUGCUUAUGACACUGUCUGGAUGCUUGCUCAUGGGUUGGAUGCAUUUUUCAAUAGUGGCGGAAACAUUUCCUUCUCUCCAGACCCCAGACUGCGUGCAGUUGCAGGAGGAGCUUUGAAUCUGGAUGCAUUGAGCGUCUUUGAUGAGGGGAUGCUAUUACUAGAAAAAAUCCGCAAAGUAAAUUUCAUGGGUGCAACUGGCCCUGUAAAGUUGGAUUCAGAUGGUAAUCUUAUCCAGCCUGCAUAUGACAUUGUGAACAUAAUAGGGUCUGGUUUGCGGACAAUUGGUUAUUGGUCCAACUAUUCUGGGCUGUCCAUUGUGUCUCCUGAGACACUAUACAAGAAACCAUACAAUGUCAGUGCAAAUCAGGAACUCCACGCUGCAAUCUGGCCAGGUGAGACUGUAACGAGGCCCCGGGGAUGGGUGUUCCCUAACAAUGGAAAUGAGCUGAGAAUUGGAGUUCCCAAUAGGGUAAGUUACCGUCAAUUUGUAUCAGUUGACAAUCAAACUGGAACGGUGGGAGGUUUCUGUAUUGAUGUGUUUGCUGCUGCAAUAAACCUGUUGCAAUACCCAGUUACAUAUAGGUUUAUACCUUUUGGCAAUGGCCGUGAGAAUCCAAGCUACACAGAACUUAUCAGUCGAAUUGUGACGAAUGAAUUUGAUGCUGUUGUUGGGGAUGUAGCUAUUGUCACAAAUCGGACAAAAGUUGUUGAUUUCACCCAACCAUACGUUGGUUCUGGGCUUGUCAUACUUACCGCUGUUAAGACACAGAGCUCGAAUGGAUGGGCUUUCCUGCAGCCAUUUACCAUCAGAAUGUGGUCUGUGACAGGAAUUUUCUUUCUGAUCAUAGGAACAGUGAUUUGGUUGCUCGAGCACAGAAUCAAUGAUGAGUUCCGUGGUCCUCCAGUGAAACAGGUUAUUACUGUUUUCUGGUUCAGUUUCUCAACUCUGUUCUUUGCCCACAGAGAGGACACCAGGAGCACGCUCGGCCGCUUCGUGAUCAUCAUCUGGCUGUUCGUAGUUCUGAUCAUCCAGUCCAGCUACACCGCGAGCCUGACCUCCAUCCUCACCGUGCAGCAGCUGACGUCGCCGAUCACGGGCAUCGACGACUUGAUCGCCAGCGACGAGCCCAUCGGGUUCCAGGUUGGGUCCUUCGCAGAGAACUACCUGGUGCACGAGCUGGGCGUCUCCCCGUCGAGGCUCAAGGCGCUGGGCACCCCGGACGAGUACAAGACGGCGCUAGACCUCGGCCCUCGCAAAGGAGGCGUCGUGGCCAUCGUCGACGAGCGUCCGUACGUGGAGCUCUUCCUGCUCCAGCACGACAAGGUCGCGAUCGUGGGCGCGGAGUUCACCAAAAGCGGCUGGGGCUUCGCGUUCCCGCGUGACUCGCCGCUGGCCGUGGACCUGUCGACGGCGAUCCUGGCGCUGUCGGAGAACGGCGACCUGCAGAGGAUCCACGACAAGUGGCUGUCGAACGGGCCGUCGCCGCAGUCCACGGCGGACCUGGAGCCGGCCGAACGGCUGCGGGUGCAGAGCUUCUCGGCGCUGUUCCUCAUCUGCGGCGUGGCGUGCCUGGCGGCGCUGGCCAUCCACGGCUGCAUCCUGGUCCAGCAGUACUCCCUCCACGUGGCGUCCCUGCCGCGGGACGCGGUGGCCACGGGGCCCGACGGCGCCAUCUCCCGCUCCCGCCGCAGCAGCAUCCGGGCGUUCCUGUCCUUCGCGGACCGCCGGGAGACGCAGUGCCUGAAGGGGGGGAGCUGCAAGGACCCCGCGGCGCUGGGAGGGUCCGGGUCCGGUUCCGGUACCAGCUCCAGCAGCGGCGUCAGCAGCUUCACGUCCAGCAACGCCAGCAUGUCGAGGUAA